AGCUACACCCGACUCAGCCCAUGGGCAGGUCUACCAAAAAGAGCCUCGGUUGUAGUGUAUAUAUGGUCUGAGUAACCCCGUUGGGAACUUGAGAUGGAUUCCUUUUCCUGUCGUGUCAGCAACGCGAGAACCAAAAAAACAACCAAGCUCAAACACGCAACCCUACGUCAAGAGUGUUGUCUGCCACUAUGAUGACCAAGAGCAGUCUCACAUGCCAAAUGACCCCACCGUAGACACUCCCAUCCCAAGCCCCUCGAAGACCUCUCUCAACAUGAACGGCCUCCCGUCAAGACGCCUCCCAACCUCCGCCCGCGUCCACCCAAGGUUCCUCCUUUACCUCCACGGCUCCCGCGCCGGAAGCAUAAAGUGGAUUCCCCCAGCCGUAGCGCUCGCCUGCGCCGCGGCCGGGUACGGAGUCUCCGUGGCUGCUCGGAUCGAGGAGCACCAGAAGCAGCAGCGGGUGAGCGACGAGGAAGCCGACAAGAUGCGGCGGGCGGCGCUGCUCGCGGACGCGUACGGGGACCGGUCGAGCCUGGAGGAGCUGGAGCGCGCCAUGAGGGUUUACGAGACGGGGCGGGGAGGCGGGUGAAGAUGGGAAACGUCCCGGCGGGGUUUCGGGGCCGCGUCUAGGGUUUUGUUGUUGCUGUUGUUGUUGAUGACGAUGAUGAUGAUGACGACUACUUUUCAAUCAUACCUCUGUGUAGAUAUACCAUCGUCCUGUUGUUUAGCGCCGCAUUAUUGGCUGUCUUAUGUCAAUGGGAUUAUUUUGACAUGCCAACCUAGUGAGCCCGUCGAGAGAGUCAAGGAAGGGCCAACUGGUCUUGCUUACGACGUGACAAAGGGUACCAAAAUGGGGAAAAUGCAUUGUCAAAUGCUGCUCAUGCGGAAGCGAUCACCAGUUCUACCGCAUGGUUGGGGGAUCCGUGUCAGCAACCCGG
This is a messenger RNA of Phialemonium atrogriseum, 938 nucleotides long. RefSeq lists its product as uncharacterized. The record is from RefSeq and is a predicted model, not a curated record. The transcript is spliced from 2 exons. Lineage: Eukaryota; Fungi; Ascomycota; Sordariomycetes; Cephalothecales; Cephalothecaceae. The coding region runs from base 212 to 589 and encodes 125 amino acids.